This is a messenger RNA of Fraxinus pennsylvanica, 402 nucleotides long. The record is from the annotation of a GenBank genome assembly. Lineage: Eukaryota; Viridiplantae; Streptophyta; Magnoliopsida; Lamiales; Oleaceae.
AUGGCUUCAUCUUUCACGCCUAUGAGUUUGAAUCCAUACUCGAGUUUCAGAUCAGCAUCUAAUGGAGAAAUCAACAGCACGAAGAAGAUCAUGAUCAAGAUGAACAUGAUCACGCCUUCUUCGAAGGACGGGACUCCUUUGAAGGCAAUGAAAUUCAAGGGCACGCAGAUGAGAGAGAAGAAACUGACGGAGAUGAUUGAGCAGAAGGUGGUGGAGGCGAAUCAAGUGUGCGGCGAGGACGAGACCUCCGACGAGUGCAAGGUGGCGUGGGAUGAAGUGGAAGAAAUCAGCCAAGCGAAGGCCGAUCUCCGCCUCAAGCUGGAGAAAUUACAUCAAGAUCCACUCGAGUCUUUCUGCCAGGAGAAUCCCGAGACCGAUGAGUGCCGUAUUUAUGAAGAUUGA